This is a messenger RNA of Besnoitia besnoiti, 2313 nucleotides long. RefSeq lists its product as uncharacterized. The transcript has 2 exons. Lineage: Eukaryota; Apicomplexa; Conoidasida; Eucoccidiorida; Sarcocystidae. The record is from RefSeq and is a predicted model, not a curated record. Bases 1 to 2313 code for a protein of 770 amino acids.
AUGCUUCGUCAACUAAUGCGGUCGAGUCCACGCCAGCUGGACAGCUCCAGCGCGUUAUCGAGCAAUGGGAAGAAUGGUGAAGAGCGCGGACGAAGGCGCGUUGGUGGGCGUCGCGGAAGAGCGCGCUCUCUUCCAUCAUCGGUAGGCCGUCAGUCUACGCUCCGGAGCGGCCAAACUACGGAUCCUCUUGAGUUGGUGGAACGUUAUGGACCGGGUAAGGAGGUGUUGAAUGACUGCCGAAUCGUACCUCCUCACUUGAAUGAAGGCCACUCCUCAAACGCAAUUGCGAUGAUACGACAAAGGCCGAGGCCUGCCCGGCCCUCACACCGAUCGUUAUCGCCAUCGGCGGCGGCGUGUUCAGAACGCAAGGUGAAAACGCCGUAUGACAGCGACACAACCGCGAGGCGAAGGUCGAUGCCAAGGACCUUUACUACGCGAGAGAAACGGAGUAGCUGCACAUCAGCAUCAGAGGCACUCUUACGUUUCCGCGAUAGUGAACUCACCAGCUCGUUCUCUAAAACUCCUAAUGACGAAGCUUUUUCGAAAUUCUCCUACGGCGGACGUGGCCCUGGUGCGAGAGGAGGCAACAGUGUCUCAAGAAGCUCAACAGAAGUGCCACUGGUAACGACUAGUCCAGCUAAAACAGCGCAACACCUGAAUGUGGCGGACACCCCCCUGCCACCGCCUUUACGCAUGGAGAUUACAGGCCGCUUGGCGACAUGGAACCACGGUUGUCAUGUGAGAGCGCUGCAUUCGUCAUCGUCCCCGCUAGCCUAUAUAGAUUCCCCCCGCUCUCGCUCGAGAACCCUACAGUCAGGAGGUCAGCGAAGUGAUGACGUUUCCAUACUGAAACGAGGUGCCGAGAAGGCAACAAUGCUGAAUAUAGAUGUAUGGCUAGAGCCGUUUCGUAAACGAAUAAACACCCUCAGCGAUAUAUGCAGGGAUAUGGUCCGCGACAUUGAGCUGACAAUAAACAGCCGUCCGCCCUUUCGGGGUUCUUCUAUUCACAUACCUGCGGAGGAGGACCACCAUCAAAGUUUACAAGAUCUCCCGCCAUGCUCCUCUCGGUCAGUUGGAGGCUCUUUGCCGAGCUGUCAGCAAACCCCACAAGAACUGGCAAGACAUAAAAAAGUUCCGUUCCAGCAAACUUGGACGGAAGCCGGGGAGAACGGUCACUGUGAGCCGUACAAACGGCGUCUUAUACCUUUUCUACCCGGAGGUGAAGGUCACCAGGUCAUUUCUAAGGCAGAAUCUGGAGCAGCAGAGCCGGGAAACAACGGUUCUCUUCGGUUUCCUAUGUACAACAAGGCUGGCAAUGCGGCCACCGCGGUGUCCGCUGCCCGGGGAUCAGUGCCGUGUUACCCCAUGGCGUCAACGACAGUAGCGUUUCUAUCAGGAGAGGAAGAACAUGCAAGAGUGGCAGCGUUCACGAAGCAUCUUGCUGAGAUAGCAGCAAUACUGCGUAUCACUAAUCCCGACGCCGUCAAGCGCAAGCUCUUCGUGGCAGAAAAUUGCCCCUUUUUGAUCCCGCCCAGCGAGGCGGAGGACUUCUUCGCUUUCUCUAUCAUUCUAUACAGCUUAACGCUUCCCCAAAACUACCGGUGGAACCAAGGAGUCUAUAAGCUUCCACCGGCUGUCCAUGCUCUGUCGUGGGAGCUGAACAACGCGCUCCUGCGCCUGUGCAGAGCGAUUCCAGAAGACUGGCUACUGGAUCUUUACAACGUGAUUCCGCGCAAUCAAAGGGCAGGCUGGCAGCAACUCCUUCAGACAGUUGAGUCUCAACUUGAGGUAUUCACUCAGAGCUACCGAAAGUUUGAGGUGGAGUAUUGCACCCACAUGGCCAAACUACUUCGGAUGGUGUUUGAGCCUCUCGCCGUCAUGUGCCGCGAGUCCCGCGUUCUCCUCGAUAAAGCUAAUACGGGUCCUAUCGAAGGGGUAUCUUGGAUAAGUUAUGAACCGCCACGAAACAGGAAACAUGGAAGACCCUCUGCAUUUCCCGCCGAACAGGAGGAAACGGGGAGACGGCGGAAGGAUAGUCCUGCUCAAAAGUUCAGUGGCAGUCCAGAGCAGGGAGAUGAGAAAGCUGCAGUGACAGGCGACCCCCUCGGUGCCCGCAGAGAACAACAAAGGUCCCGUACUGCAAUGAUGCAGUACCAGAGAUCGUCUUGCUUUGAGGCAGUCUGCGAAACGAACCUGCUUCAACGGCUCUAUGAAUUGUAUACAACAGGCAGACUGAGUUUUGACUGCGAUCCCGUAGAGACCUUCGAUCCUGGAGUCCUUUACAGAGCAAAACGAAUUAGAUCAUUCCGGUAG